UUUUUAUAUCAGGGCAUCAGGCGGAUAUAAUGUUUACAUUUUGUUGGUUUCGAUGUGUUUGUUGAAAUAAAAUCAUUAAACAUCUUGACAAAAUAUACUUAAGGAUGCAAAAGCGAAAAGAGGAAGAAAUCAUGAAAAAGAAAAAGUUCAAAACAAGUUAUGAUGAUCAAAAUCUGCGAUCCGCAGUCCAGGAAAGAGUUCUCGAACAAGUGAAAGACAUAAUUGAUUCCGUCUCCAAAGAUGAAAUUAAUUCUCUCUAUAAUUUCAUUGAACGCCGAAAUUUAAAAAUGAUUAAAUACCUCUUCCGGAAAGGCGUUUCAUUCGAGGAAAAUAAUGCAGAUGAUCUUCCUCUACUGCACUUCGCCCUGGACCAAGAGGACUCAGACAAGAAUUUAAUUAAAGUACUUCUGCGCUGUGGUGCCAGCUUAAGUGCCAGAAACAAAGAUGAUUUAACUCCACUUCAUUAUUUAUUAUCAAAACCUGUUAAGACAUCAUCAGAAAAAAUAUUAAAAAUUCUCCUGAAGUAUGGAUCUGAUGUCAAUGCCUGGUCAUCAUCAAAAAAAGAGACUGUUCUCCACACAGCUGUUAGAAACGGAAAUAGUUCAGCGGUAGAUCUUCUUUUAAUGUAUGGUGCUGAUAUUAAUAUUAAGGACGGGAAAAAUGAAACAGCUUUCAGGCAUUCUGAUCGCAAACAAUCUAUGGAAAGAAGCAAUAUCAAUGCUGAUAUUUCCAGUUCUUUAAUGAUGGAAGUGAUCAGGCUGCAAGUUGCUGAUCAGUUUAUCGAUCAACAAAAUUUAGAUACACUCAUGGGAACGCAACUCAACGAUCAGAUUUGUUUAAUCGAAAUUAGAAGAAUGAGAAAUACUGAUAUUGCUCAGGGUGUCAAACUCUUUGAUAUUUUGGUAGCAAAUGAGAAGAAACUAAUUAGUUGUGUUAGAAAUCCCUUGAUUUGGACAUUUUUUCAAUGUAGGGUGAAGAAAAGAUUUUUCAUAUACAACACGAUAUUGAAAUUUAGGAUAAAAAAGGGAAAGGAGAGGAUUAUUUUGUUGGAAAAAUGUGAGGAACCUUUUAGGAAAGCUUUGAAUUGGGAAGCGCCUUUUCUUGUGGUGGAUAAAAUAUUUAGUUUUUUGAGCCGAACGGAUUUGAGAAGCUUUUAUGCUGCUUGUCAUCCAGAAAGUUUCAUGGAGAAAUUAAUAUAGGGUUAAAUCUAGUUACAAAAUCAGAGCGAAUCAGAGCGACUAGCUUCAUCGCGAUGGAUGUGUGUAUGAGCAUGCCCCUACUCGCUCUCUGAUUGGCGGGCCUUUUUCACGGAGCGCGACUCUCAUUGGGCGAGCGCUUUGUUGUUUGGGCUUUUUGUCACGGAUCAAAAAAUUUCAAACAGUACAGUGAGAAUCCUUCUCCUUACCUGAUUGAUUAAUAGUAUUUAAGCUAUUAUUAUCAUAACACAUGUUUUAUAAACUUUUU
Messenger RNA from Belonocnema kinseyi, 1464 nucleotides. RefSeq names its product putative ankyrin repeat protein RF_0381. The transcript is spliced from 2 exons. Gene Ontology annotation, molecular function: protein binding. NCBI's taxonomy places the organism in Eukaryota, Metazoa, Arthropoda, Insecta, Hymenoptera, Cynipidae. The coding region runs from base 105 to 1199 and encodes 364 amino acids. The record is from RefSeq and is a predicted model, not a curated record.